UCAACAUGGCUGACUUCGGAGAGAUCCUUAGGAACAUCGGAGAGUUUGGAUUAUUUCAGAAGCUCACUCUGAUCGCACUUUGCUUUCCGAAUCUAUUCUUGUCUUUUAUGUUUGCAAGCUUUAUUUUUAUCGAGUCAGAUCCAGAGCGACACUGUAACACGGACUGGAUCCUCAGAGCUGAUCCUAACCUGACCACAGACGAGCAGCUGAACCUGACUCUGCCCCGGGAGGAGGACGGGACCUUCAGCAGGUGUCGGAUGUUUGUCCCUGUGGACCGGGACAUCGGCUCCAUCAGGGAGUACGGACUCAAUGAGACCACAGGCUGCCAGAGUGGAUGGCUGUACUACAACACUCUGUAUGAGGCCACCAUAGUCACUGAUUUUGAUCUCGUCUGUGACAAGGCUAACCUGGUGGAAGUGGCACAAACUGUGUUCUUGGCCGGGAUUCUUAUUGGUUCUUUAACCUUUGGACCUUUUGCUGAAUCGUUUGGACGCAAACGAGCGACUCAAAUUCCACUGGUUAUAAUGUUCAUAUUCACUGUGUCAACAGCACUAUGCCCCAAUAUCUACUUAUAUCUAGUACUGCAGUUCUCGUCCGGAUUCGGGGCUGGAGGAUAUCGAGUCAACUGUAUAAUACUGUCUACAGAGUGGAUCGGGAUGUCCAAAAGAUCAUGGGGAGUGUGUGUGACUCAGCUGUUUGGUGCACUCGGGCAGUGCGUCCUCGCUGGGAUGAUCUACGCGAUCAGAGACUGGAGGCUGGCUCAACUAAUCACAGCUGCUCCGCUCGGAGUGGUAGUUAUCUACAUAUGGUUUAUUCCAGAGUCAGCCAGGUGGUUGUUAAACAGAGGAAGGACAGAAGAGGCUAAACAGCUGAUUGUCAAAGCGGCAGCCAUCAACAAACGUAGUGUUCCAGACUCUCUGCUGGAAAAGAUUGCAGUGAAAGACACUUUGAACACAGGAGGCAUAAAAAUUAUAUUCAGAUCAUCUCUUCUGACCAGAUACUUCUUCACUGUGGCUUUUGCGUGGUUUUCGUUGAACCUUGCCCUCUACUGCCUUUACUUGAACAUGGGAAACUUCGGCUUGAGCAUCUUCGUGACACAGCUCCUGUUUGGUGCCAUUGAAAUACCAGCUAAUCUAUUUUCCAUGUGGCUGUUGGAGGUUUUUGGGAGAAGAGUAUUAUUCAUAGCAACACUACUGGCUGGAGGACUCUCUUGCGUACUCAUCUUAGCCGUUCCCCAAGGUCGAACCAUUUAGUAGCCAAAUGACAGUUUCAUGUUUUAAUCCUGUUUGUCCGUGUCUCAAGUUUUAUCUUUUUUAUUUCAGGAUAUGCUGUUGCUGUUACAUCUUUAGCUGCUGCCAGUCGUUUUUUCUUGAUCUGGGCUGGUUCUGUAUGUAGUGUCUUUAUGCAGGAAUUGACCCCAACAUCUGUCAGACAAACAGCCACAGCUUUAGGAGCCAUCUCAGGAAGAACAGGUGGAUUACUGGCUCCACUGUUAAACAUCUUGGCCAUGUACCACUGGGUCAUACCCAUCACAGUGUUCAGCAGCCUCACACUGGUCAGCGGAGCUCUCGGCUUCCUGCUUCCCGAGACCAGGAGAAAAGAGCUUCCUGAGACGGCCGAUGAGGCUGAGAACAACAGAAAUUCAACCUCCACAAACACAGCAAGUCGUCCAUAUCCAAAUGCAACCAAGCUGUAACACUUAACAUCAUCUAAACACACCAAAAGCAGCCGUAGAAGUCAACAGUGGAAAGUGCUUUUGUUUACUAAAGCUGUUCCAUUUGUCAUUAACUGACUUUUCAUCAAGUUGUCAAUAAUGAACAAAUUAAUUAUGUGUUUUUUUUUAGACAGUACGAUUUAUUCUGUAUGUAAACAUGAUAAAAUUAAAUGUUGACAAUAAAAAAGCAUCAAACA
Messenger RNA from Seriola dumerili (greater amberjack), 1911 nucleotides. RefSeq names its product solute carrier family 22 member 13-like. The record is from RefSeq and is a predicted model, not a curated record. The transcript is spliced from 9 exons. Gene Ontology annotation, cellular component: membrane. Gene Ontology annotation, biological process: transmembrane transport. The coding region runs from base 6 to 1253 and encodes 415 amino acids. NCBI's taxonomy places the organism in Eukaryota, Metazoa, Chordata, Actinopteri, Carangiformes, Carangidae. Gene Ontology annotation, molecular function: transmembrane transporter activity.